Molecule: messenger RNA, 3217 nt
Organism: Suillus paluster
Lineage: Eukaryota; Fungi; Basidiomycota; Agaricomycetes; Boletales; Suillaceae
Product: P-loop containing nucleoside triphosphate hydrolase protein
Exons: 5
Coding region: 1-3174 (1057 amino acids)
Molecular function (GO): ATP hydrolysis activity; translation elongation factor activity; ATP binding
Source: RefSeq, a predicted model, not a curated record
AUGCCUGCUGUUACCGCUACUGCUCCUGUUACUCCUUCCCCUGCCUCUCUCAAGGGACCUGUUGAUGGUCAAGUCGAUGUGGCUGCUCUCUUUGUCGCUGACAAAGCUACCCGCGAUGCAGCCGCAAAGGCUUUGGCCUCGGCCGUGCAAAAUGAUGGCCCUGCUGCCAUUGCCGCUGUCGGUUUCAAUGAAGCCGCAGUUAAGGCUCUUGCCGACAAAAAAUCCGCUGCUGCCCGUGAGGGCGCGGCCGAUGCUGUAGUUGCCCUUGCCAAGGCGGGCGCUACCAAGGCCCUUGAACCCACUUUCGUUGAUUCUGGUCUUUGCGCUGCUCUGAUUGAGGGCUUCGCCGACAAGAUGCCUGCCCCUCGUAACGCAGCCGUUGAGGCAGUUCGGGAGUUUGUUGCCUCCAUGAACCCCUGGGCUACCGGUCUUCUUCUUCCCGCACUCCUUCACGAAAUUAAAACUGCCGGUAAAUGGCAAGUAAAGACUGGCGCACUUAUUGUCCUCAACCAGCUCGUUGUGUCUGCGCCCCUUCAAACUGCUCGCCUGAUGCCCGACAUCGUUCCUAUUCUUGCUGAAGCUAUCUGGGAUACCAAGGCGGACGUGAAGAAGGCUGCACGCGAUUCUCUUACGAAGGCUACUGCAUUGGUCUCGAACAAGGACAUUGAACGCUUUAUUCCAGCUCUUAUUAAAGCUCUCAUAAAUCCGGUUGAAGAGGUGCCGAAUACCGUUCAGCUCCUCUCGGCUACCACAUUCGUUUCCGAAGUCGAUUCCGCUACUCUUUCCCUCAUGGUUCCCCUUUUGUCUCGUGGUCUCUUAGAGAAGCUUACGGCUACGAAGCGUAAAGUUGCAGUUAUUGUCGACAACAUGGCCAAGCUCGUGGACUCUCCUGUCACUGUCCGUCCAUUCUUGCCCAACCUACUCCCUGGCUUGAUCAAGGUCGAGACCACCAUCGGUGACCCCGAGGCUCGUGGCGUGGUUGGCAAAGCCAUUGCCACUCUCCGCCAAGUCGGUGAAGUUCCCGCUGAUAGCGAUGGUACCGACCUCCCUGCUUUGAAAGUUGCGGAGGCAUCGCAGCUUACCUCGUCGCUCGCUGCCAUCUACAAGAAAGCAGGCGCUGCUACUCCCUCCGCCAAUGAUGCUUCUACCGUCUACGUCUCACGCCUUGCUGCUAACCUCGUUAACGCCAAGAACUUCGACGUUCCUGAGUGGGACACACUUGCUCCUUACGUCGCAUUCGUUGCCUCCACUCCUGACCCUAUCUCCAUUGCGAGGGAAUGGGUUGUUCGCUCUGCCAGCGAUGACAUUGAGGACGAUACCGUCCCCGAUGACGAGGAGGAGGGUGAGGACCUGUGCAACUGCCAGUUCUCUCUUGCCUACGGUGCAAAGAUUCUCCUGAACACCGCUACCCUCCGCCUCAAGCGAGGUCACCGCUACGGCCUCUGCGGUAAGAACGGUACAGGGAAGUCAACCCUCAUGCGUGCCAUCACCAACGGACAGGUUGAAGGCUUCCCUUCUCCCGACGAGGUUCGCACCUUCUAUGUCGAGCACGACAUCGAUGGCAGUGAGGCCGACACGUCGGUCCUUCAGUUCAUCCUUUCUGAUGACCGCAUUCUUGCUGACGAGGCUGAGGUUAUCGAGACCCUCGCCUCUGUCGGCUUCAGCGAUGAGCGUCAGAAGGACGCCAUCGGGAGCUUGUCAGGUGGAUGGAAGAUGAAGCUUGCCCUCGCUAGGGCCAUGCUUUUCAAGGCUGACAUUCUCCUCCUUGACGAGCCUACCAACCACUUGGAUGUCGUCAACGUUGCUUGGCUCGAGAACUAUCUCGUCGGCCUGAAGACCUGCACUUCCAUUAUCGUCUCGCACGACUCUAGCUUCCUCAACAACACGAUCACCGAUGUCCUUCACCUCAACCGCUUCAAGGUCAAGAGAUACCGUGGUAACCUUGAGGCCUUUGUCAAGAUUGUUCCUGAGGCGAAGUCUUACUACACCCUUGAGGCCGCUGAGGACUACAAGUUCAAACUCCCCGAUCCUCCUUUGCUCGAGGGUGUCAAGACCAAGGAGAAGAGCUUGCUCAAGAUGCGCAAGGUUGGCUUCCAGUACCCCACGCAAGCCGUCCAGCAACUUUUUGAAAUCAAUCUCCAAGUCUCUCUUUCGUCUCGUGUUGCCGUUCUCGGUCCCAACGGUUCGGGCAAGUCGACCCUAGUCAAGCUCCUCAUUGGCGACAUGGAGCCCAACAAGGGCGGUGAAAUUUGGAAGCAUCCUAACUUGGUCAUCGGUUACGUUGCUCAGCACGCCUUCCACCACAUUGACCACCACCUCGACAAGACUCCUCUCGAAUACAUGCUCUGGCGUUACCAGACUGGUGAGGAUUUGGAAGAGAUGCAGAAGGCUAGCCGUCAAAUUACUGAGGCUGAAGCACAAAAGAUGAAGGAUGGUGCCCUUUACGUUCACGAGGACGGUUCGAAGAGGUUGAUCGAAGAGAUCGUUGCGCGCAAGAAGUUGAAGCAAUCCUACGAGUAUGAGGUUUCUUUCAAGAACAUGAGCUCUUCAGAGAAUGUGUGGAUGCCUCGUGACGAACUCAUCAAGCGUGGCUACGAAAAGAAAGUGCUUGAGGUGGAUACCCGUGAGGCCCAGCGCCUCGGUCUCUUGCGCCCUCUCGUCCGUCGGGAGAUUGAGAAGCACUUUGCUGACUUCGGUCUCGAGCCUGAGUUUGUCUCGCACAACAGUAUGAGGGGUCUUUCUGGUGGUCAGAAGGUCAAGAUCGUUCUUGGCGCUGCUACUUGGCGCCGGCCUCACGUCAUUUGCUUGGAUGAGCCCACUAACUACCUCGACCGUGAGUCGCUUGCUGCGCUCAUCGAAGCCUUGAAGGUCUUCGAGGGUGGUGUCCUCGUUAUCACGCACAACAGGGACUUCUCCGAGUCCCUCUGCCACGAGGUUUGGGCCAUGCGCGAUGGCCAUCUCGAGGCUUCCGGCCACAACUGGGUUGAGGGCCAGGGUUCUGGUCCCCGCAUUGACAAGAAGGAUGGUGAAGAGGAGGUUCAAUAUGAUGCCAUGGGCAACAAGAUCGACAACAAAAAGGCCAAGAAACUUACGUCUGCUGAGCAACGCAAGCUCAAGAAGGAGCGCAUGGCUCGUAAGAAAAGAGGUGAAGAAGUCACCGACGAUGAGCUCUAAGUUACCUUCUAGUGUCGUUGAUAUGUUCUUGUAUUCUCUUCAU